Messenger RNA from Anopheles coustani, 635 nucleotides. RefSeq lists its product as uncharacterized. Lineage: Eukaryota; Metazoa; Arthropoda; Insecta; Diptera; Culicidae. The transcript is spliced from 3 exons. The record is from RefSeq and is a predicted model, not a curated record. Bases 200 to 559 code for a protein of 119 amino acids.
CGCGAUGUGAAGCUUGUCUUUCAUUCUUAGACGACAAAGCUGUUCUUCCGCACCCAAAAACUUUGCCCAUCAGUUCGCACCACUGUGCGCUUGGCGCAGCGAAGAGAAUAUGCCGACAACACGCAACAUGCCUGCCGCUCACCACCGUUCCCUGUCAAAGUGUCAAAAACCAAUAAAUUAAGUGCAGUGCGGUGUGAAUAUGGGAACAUUAUUAUCAUCGUCCUCAUCACGAAAACCCGCACCCGCGGUGGUUUCAUUGAAAAUUCCGAAAAUUCGACACCCUCCCUCUGGGACGGUCUCUCGCCCACCGCAGCCCUCGCUUGGAAUGUCAUGCCAUCCAGCCCCCUACACCCGUUCCCUUGUCGGAUUGGGUGAAGUCGGUUCGGGUUCGACACGGCUUGGAGGACCCGGACUCCCUAACGAGCCGCCGUCGAGACGACAACAGCGGCUGACCGGGUCAUUAAUCAAUCAGGGGGCGCUUCAGAAGAUGCUAGCGAUGUGCGGAGUUCUGCUCGAUUCUGGACGAGAUGUCGCUGAGUCGCCUACCGUGAGUCAGUGAGCAAGAGGAGACGUCAAAUAAUCUCACUAUCACGACAAGUGAGUGAACGAUGAGUGAGCCCGCAUGUGUGGAGCGA